AUCCACUUCACAGCAAUUAGCUAUAAAAGAGUGCUCCCAUCGGGAUGGUUCUCGCAUAGUUCGGAUCGGUGUGAUAACAAACGGUGUACACGUGGGUAGUUGCGCGCACUCGGUUGUUUAAUAAUUUGGUGUGUUUGUGGUGAAUCGACACAAAGCGUUAUUGCGCUGCUAUAAACUGGACAACAUGGUCAAUCGGAAUUGUUUGCUGGUGGCGCUGCUGGGGAUGGUCCUGAUUUACGAAUCUGCGGCUCUCACAUGCCUAACGUGCAAGGACACCGAAUCGGAUGAAAGCUGCUCGCAAGGAUCUGGUCAGUUUGAUGUCUGUGGCGUGGAAGCAACAUUCUGUUAUCAACGCAACCACGGAGGGAAAAUCGAGCGUGGCUGUUCAACGGAACUCACACCUGUGGAAGAAGUGAACAAUUGUCAGUCUACUGAAAGCAACAGCUGCUUUUCCUGCACCAGCGACAAUUGCAACAACGCCCCGUGGCUCAAAUGUCACGUCUGUGACAGUGAUGCAGCUGAGUGUGUCGGUAAACAGGACACCACCAAGGCCAGUUUGUGUAGUAACUUCCUUUCGACGGAUCAGUGCUAUGCCAAAGUAGUGGACAAUAAAGUAACACGCGGAUGUGUAUCGAGUCUGGCUGCCGGUGAACAGGCCUGCGCAAAUAACAAAUACUGCGAUGCUUGCACUGGUCAUGGUUGCAACGGACUGUCGAGUGAUGACCUGAAAGCCUAUCCCAAGUGCCUCGUUUGCACGUCCCUGGAUCCUAAUUGCUCGGAAGGGACUGCAGCAACUACUGAGUGUCCCAAUCGAGACGACAUUUGCUACACAUUAGUGAAAGAAAAAGUUUUGUAUCGAGGAUGUCUGUCCGAGUCGACCCAGGAAGACCAGAAUAAAUGCAAAAGCGAUACCGAUGAAACAUGCUUCACUUGUGAUAAUGAGGAUGGAUGUAACGCACUUAGUUGGCUCAAGUGUCAUCAAUGCAAAGAGACGGAAACAACGACCUGCGCUGAAGUACAGGCCGACAGCAAUGCCGGAUUUUGUAGUGCCUAUAGGGACCUUAAUCGGUGCUUUGAACGCUUGGAAAGUGGUAAGAUGGUUCGUGGAUGCGAAACCGAUCUUACGACGCCCGGAAAUCCCUGCACGGAUAAUGCCCAAUGUCGAGUCUGCACAUCCAAUGGCUGCAACAAGGAAGCAUCCGCUACUCUCUUAAAUGCGGAGCGAUGCCUUCAGUGUAUCACCAGUGAGGAUACUGAUAGUAGCUGUCUUCUGGGAACGGCGACCAGCCAACCUUGUGCCAAGGAUUCGCAAAACAAGUGCUUCUCGAAAACAAACAGCGAUGGAGUCCUGACGCGAGGCUGCCAUGGAGACUUAACGGCAAAUGAUAUCAGUGAUUGCACCGGAAAGACAUGCUCAAUAUGCGAAAAUGAAGGAUGCAACAAAAAUGUCUUCCCAACGGAUCGUCUCCGCUGCUACCAGUGUACGACGACUGAGACCGAAAAGUCCUGCUCCAAUGCGCUGACCGGGGAUCCUAAGUCCAGCCUCUGCGCAAUCUACAAAGACGGUGACCAGUGUUAUUCCCGCAUUACCAACGGGACUUUUGAGCGUGGAUGUCAGUCCAGCUUGAAGGCAGCCGCGUGUGAAGGCCUGACAGCGAAGCAGUGCCAACUUUGUGCCACUGAGAACUGCAACGCCAUUUCCGAAGAUAAGUUGAAAGGAUCAGCUGGACGAAAUGCCAUCAGUUCGAUUUUGAUGGCAGCAGUCAUGGCCUUUGUAGUUUUUAACGCAGGAUGGACGGAAGAACCAGGAUGGAUGGUCCACGAGGGUCAUACUUCUAUCGACCAUCAGGAGGUACGUUUAAUGGUCGAGUAUACCCGGAAAAGUACGACAAGACGAGGCGGUGCAACUGAUCCCGGAUGGCGCACUUCACAGUUCAAUCAGAAGCUGUUGGAGGAAGCGUUGCGCUGGGAAAGUCGUACUACAGGACUGAGCGGUAACGAAUUGACAGAGUUACUAACACGUUCCUGCGAUAUAGCGAUGCCGAGGAAGACCCAGCCCCCAGGAAAUCGACAACCAGUGUCGAUCGCACCACGAUCGCAGAUCUUCGUAAAACCUGUCUUAGAGCUAAAAGAAGGUUGCGGCGUGCUAGAACAGAUGCUGAGCGAGUCGAUAGACGAGGGGACAAUUACAUCGCAGCGCCGACCAGAAAUCACCGACGGUGAAAAGGCUGAGAAGAAGGGCGUCUCAUCGAAGGCGUCGAGUAUCUUCGUGCGUGUCGAGCUGGCCAAGCCCGCCGUUUCGGAGGGUUCCAAAGUCGUCACCAAUGCGGAUACAGCAUUCUGCUACCAACGCAACAACGGAGGUAAAAUUGAGCGUGGCUGUGCAACGGAGCUCACAACUGAGGAACAGAGUAAUUGUGAUUCUACUGAAGGCAACAGUUGCAUUGGCUGUUCUAGCGACAACUGCAAUGACGCCUCGUGGCUAAAAUGUCACGUUUGUGACAGUGAAACAGAUGAGUGUGUCAACGAACAGGACACCACCGGAGCCAGUUUAUGUAGUAACUUCCUGUCGACGGAUCAAUGUUAUGCCAAAGUGGUGGACGAUAAAGUGACACGCGGAUGUGUAUCAAGCCUGCCAGACAGCGAGGAUCCCUGCGCCGAUAGUGAAUAUUGCAAGGUCUGCUCUGGUGAUGGUUGCAACGACCAGAAAAUCUCUCCAUCAGCACUUGUGUGCAUAACGUGCAAAGACAGCGACACGGAUGAUAGUUGCUGGCAAGAAAAUACUACGUCUGAAACCUGUAAUGAGGAUACAAAAUUGUGCUACCAACGCAACAACGGAGGUAAAAUUGAGCGCGGCUGUGUAACGGAGCUCACAACUGAGGAACGGAGUAAUUGUGAGUCUACUGGAGACAACAGUUGCAUCGUCUGUUCCAGCGACAACUGCAAUGACGCCUCGUGGCUAAAAUGCCACGUUUGUGACAGUGAAACAGAUGAGUGUGUCAACGAACAGGACACCACCGGAGCCAGUUUAUGUAGUAACUUCCUGUCGACGGAUCAAUGUUAUGCCAAAGUGGUGGACGAUAAAGUGACACGCGGAUGUGUAUCAAGCCUGCCAGACAGCGAGGAUCCCUGCGCCGAUAGUGAAUAUUGCAAGGUCUGCUCUGGUGAUGGUUGCAACGACCAGAAAAUCUCUCCAUCAGCACUUGUGUGCAUAACGUGCAAAGACAGCGACACGGAUGAUAGUUGCUGGCAAGAAAAUACUACGUCUGAAACCUGUAGUGCGGAUACAGCAUUCUGCUACCAACGCAACAACGGAGGUAAAAUUGAGCGUGGCUGUGCAACGGAGCUCACAACUGAGGAACAGAGUAAUUGUGAGUCUACUGGAGACAACAGUUGCAUCGUCUGUUCCAACCACAACUGCAACAACGCCCCGUGGCUAAAAUGUCACGUUUGUGACAGUGAAACAGAUGAGUGUGUCAACGAACAGGACACCACUGGAGCCAGUUUAUGUAGUAACUUCCUGUCGACGGAUCAAUGUUAUGCCAAAGUGGUGGACGAUAAAGUGACACGCGGAUGUGUAUCAAGCCUGCCAGACAGCGAGGAUCCCUGCGCCGAUAGUGAAUAUUGCAAGGUCUGCUCUGGUGAUGGUUGCAACGACCAGAAAAUCUCACCAUCAGCACUUGUGUGCAUAACGUGCAAAGACAGCGACACGGAUGAUAGUUGCUGGCAAGAAAAUACUACGUCUGAAACCUGUAAUGAGGAUACAAAAUUGUGCUACCAACGCAACAACGGAGGUAAAAUUGAGCGCGGCUGUGUAACGGAGCUCACAACUGAGGAACGGAGUAAUUGUGAGUCUACUGGAGACAACAGUUGCAUCGUCUGUUCCAGCGACAACUGCAAUGACGCCUCGUGGCUAAAAUGCCACGUUUGUGACAGUGAAACAGAUGAGUGUGUCAACGAACAGGACACCACCGGAGCCAGUUUAUGUAGUAACUUCCUGCCGACGGAUCAAUGUUAUGCCAAAGUGGUGGACGAUAAAGUGACACGCGGAUGUGUAUCAAGCCUGCCAGACAGCGAGGAUCCCUGCGCCGAUAGUGAAUAUUGCAAGGUCUGCUCUGGUGAUGGUUGCAACGACCAGAAAAUCUCUCCAUCAGCACUUGUGUGCAUAACGUGCAAAGACAGCGACACGGAUGAUAGUUGCUGGCAAGAAAAUACUACGUCUGAAACCUGUAAUGAGGAUACAAAAUUGUGCUACCAACGCAACAACGGAGGUAAAAUUGAGCGCGGCUGUGUAACGGAGCUCACUACUGAGGAACGGAGUAAUUGUGAGUCUACUGGAGUCAACAGUUGCAUCGUCUGUUCCGGCGACAACUGCAACGACGCCCCGUGGCUAAAAUGUCACGUUUGUGACAGUGAAACAGAUGAGUGUGUCAACGAACAGGACACCACCGGAGCCAGUUUAUGUAGUAACUUCCUGUCGACGGAUCAAUGUUAUGCCAAAGUGGUGGACGAUAAAGUGACACGCGGAUGUGUAUCAAGCCUGCCAGACAGCGAGGAUCCCUGCGCCGAUAGUGAAUAUUGCAAGGUCUGCUCUGGUGAUGGUUGCAACGACCAGAAAAUCUCUCCAUCAGCACUUGUGUGCAUAACGUGCAAAGACAGCGACACGGAUGAUAGUUGCUGGCAAGAAAAUACUACGUCUGAAACCUGUAAUGAGGAUACAAAAUUGUGCUACCAACGCAACAACGGAGGUAAAAUUGAGCGCGGCUGUGUAACGGAGCUCACAACUGAGGAACAGAGUAAUUGUGAGUCUACUGGAGACAACAGUUGCAUCGUCUGUUCCAGCGACAACUGCAAUGACGCCUCGUGGCUAAAAUGCCACGUUUGUGACAGUGAAACAGAUGAGUGUGUCAACGAACAGGACACCACCGGAGCCAGUUUAUGUAGUAACUUCCUGUCGACGGAUCAAUGUUAUGCCAAAGUGGUGGACGAUAAAGUGACACGCGGAUGUGUAUCAAGCCUGCCAGACAGCGAGGAUCCCUGCGCCGAUAGUGAAUAUUGCAAGGUCUGCUCUGGUGAUGGUUGCAACGACCAGAAAAUCUCACCAUCAGCACUUGUGUGCAUAACGUGCAAAGACAGCGACACGGAUGAUAGUUGCUGGCAAGAAAAUACUACGUCUGAAACCUGUAAUGAGGAUACAAAAUUGUGCUACCAACGCAACAACGGAGGUAAAAUUGAGCGCGGCUGUGUAACGGAGCUCACAACUGAGGAACGGAGUAAUUGUGAGUCUACUGGAGACAACAGUUGCAUCGUCUGUUCCAGCGACAACUGCAAUGACGCCUCGUGGCUAAAAUGCCACGUUUGUGACAGUGAAACAGAUGAGUGUGUCAACGAACAGGACACCACCGGAGCCAGUUUAUGUAGUAACUUCCUGUCGACGGAUCAAUGUUAUGCCAAAGUGGUGGACGAUAAAGUGACACGCGGAUGUGUAUCAAGCCUGCCAGACAGCGAGGAUCCCUGCGCCGAUAGUGAAUAUUGCAAGGUCUGCUCUGGUGAUGGUUGCAACGACCAGAAAAUCUCUCCAUCAGCACUUGUGUGCAUAACGUGCAAAGACAGCGACACGGAUGAUAGUUGCUGGCAAGAAAAUACUACGUCUGAAACCUGUAAUGAGGAUACAAAAUUGUGCUACCAACGCAACAACGGAGGUAAAAUUGAGCGCGGCUGUGUAACGGAGCUCACAACUGAGGAACAGAGUAAUUGUGAGUCUACUGGAGACAACAGUUGCAUCGUCUGUUCCAGCGACAACUGCAACGACGCCUCGUGGCUAAAAUGUCACGUUUGUGACAGUGAAACAGAUGAGUGUGUCAACGAACAGGACACCACCGGAGCCAGUUUAUGUAGUAACUUCCUGUCGACGGAUCAAUGUUAUGCCAAAGUGGUGGACGAUAAAGUGACACGCGGAUGUGUAUCAAGCCUGCCAGACAGCGAGGAUCCCUGCGCCGAUAGUGAAUAUUGCAAGGUCUGCUCUGGUGAUGGUUGCAACGACCAGAAAAUCUCUCCAUCAGCACUUGUGUGCAUAACGUGCAAAGACAGCGACACGGAUGAUAGUUGCUGGCAAGAAAAUACUACGUCUGAAACCUGUAAUGAGGAUACAAAAUUGUGCUACCAACGCAACAACGGAGGUAAAAUUGAGCGCGGCUGUGUAACGGAGCUCACAACUGAGGAACGGAGUAAUUGUGAGUCUACUGGAGACAACAGUUGCAUCGUCUGUUCCAGCGACAACUGCAAUGACGCCUCGUGGCUAAAAUGCCACGUUUGUGACAGUGAAACAGAUGAGUGUGUCAACGAACAGGACACCACCGGAGCCAGUUUAUGUAGUAACUUCCUGUCGACGGAUCAAUGUUAUGCCAAAGUGGUGGACGAUAAAGUGACACGCGGAUGUGUAUCAAGCCUGCCAGACAGCGAGGAUCCCUGCGCCGAUAGUGAAUAUUGCAAGGUCUGCUCUGGUGAUGGUUGCAACGACCAGAAAAUCUCUCCAUCAGCACUUGUGUGCAUAACGUGCAAAGACAGCGACACGGAUGAUAGUUGCUGGCAAGAAAAUACUACGUCUGAAACCUGUAAUGAGGAUACAAAAUUGUGCUACCAACGCAACAACGGAGGUAAAAUUGAGCGCGGCUGUGUAACGGAGCUCACAACUGAGGAACGGAGUAAUUGUGAGUCUACUGGAGACAACAGUUGCAUCGUCUGUUCCAGCGACAACUGCAAUGACGCCUCGUGGCUAAAAUGCCACGUUUGUGACAGUGAAACAGAUGAGUGUGUCAACGAACAGGACACCACCGGAGCCAGUUUAUGUAGUAACUUCCUGCCGACGGAUCAAUGUUAUGCCAAAGUGGUGGACGAUAAAGACAGCGAGGAUCCCUGCGCCGAUAGUGAAUAUUGCAAGGUCUGCUCUGGUGAUGGUUGCAACGACCAGAAAAUCUCUCCAUCAGCACUUGUGUGCAUAACGUGCAAAGACAGCGACACGGAUGAUAGUUGCUGGCAAGAAAAUACUACGUCUGAAACCUGUAAUGAGGAUACAAAAUUGUGCUACCAACGCAACAACGGAGGUAAAAUUGAGCGCGGCUGUGUAACGGAGCUCACUACUGAGGAACGGAGUAAUUGUGAGUCUACUGGAGUCAACAGUUGCAUCGUCUGUUCCGGCGACAACUGCAACGACGCCCCGUGGCUAAAAUGUCACGUUUGUGACAGUGAAACAGAUGAGUGUGUCAACGAACAGGACACCACCGGAGCCAGUUUAUGUAGUAACUUCCUGUCGACGGAUCAAUGUUAUGCCAAAGUGGUGGACGAUAAAGUGACACGUGGAUGUGUAUCAAGCCUGCCAGACAGCGAGGAUCCCUGCGCCGAUAGUGAACAUUGCGAUGUCUGCUCUGGUGGUGGUUGCAACGACCAUUCGCGGGAUGUCCUGAAAAAACUUCCAUCAGCACUUGUGUGCAUAACGUGCAAAGACAGCGACACGGAUGAUAGUUGCUCGCAAGAAACUAGUGUGUCUGAAACCUGUAGUGCGGAUACAGCAUUCUGCUACCAUCGCAACAACGGAGGUAAAAUUGAGCGUGGCUGUGCAACGGAGCUCACAACUGAGGAACAGAGUAAUUGUGAUUCUACUGAAGGCAACAGUUGCAUUGGCUGUUCUAGCGACAACUGCAAUAACAGCCCGUGGCUAAAAUGUCACGUUUGUGACAGUGAAACAGAUGAGUGUGUCAACGAACAGGACACCACCGGAGCCAGUUUAUGUAGUAACUUCCUGUCGACGGAUCAAUGUUAUGCCAAAGUGGUGGACGAUAAAGUGACACGUGGAUGUGUAUCAAGCCUGCCAGACAGCGAGGAUCCCUGCGCCGAUAGUGAACAUUGCGAUGUCUGCUCUGGUGGUGGUUGCAACGACCAUUCGCGGGAUGUCCUGAAAAAACUUCCAUCAGCACUUGUGUGCAUAACGUGCAAAGACAGCGACACGGAUGAUAGUUGCUCGCAAGAAACUAGUGUGUCUGAAACCUGUAGUGCGGAUACAGCAUUCUGCUACCAUCGCAACAACGGAGGUAAAAUUGAGCGUGGCUGUGCAACGGAGCUCACAACUGAGGAACAGAGUAAUUGUGAUUCUACUGAAGGCAACAGUUGCAUUGGCUGUUCUAGCGACAACUGCAAUAACAGCCCGUGGCUAAAAUGUCACGUUUGUGACAGUGAAACAGAUGAGUGUGUCAACGAACAGGACACCACCGGAGCCAGUUUAUGUAGUAACUUCCUGUCGACGGAUCAAUGUUAUGCCAAAGUGGUGGACGAUAAAGUGACACGUGGAUGUGUAUCAAGCCUGCCAGACAGCGAGGAUCCCUGCGCCGAUAGUGAACAUUGCGAUGUCUGCUCUGGUGAUGGUUGCAACGACCACUCGCUGAAAGAUUACCCCAAGUGUCUCGAUUGCACGUCUUUGGAUCCGAAUUGCGCGGAAGGAACUGCCGCAGCUACUGAGUGCCCCAACCGAGAUGACAUUUGCUACACAUCAGUAAAAGAAAAUGUUUUGCAUCGGGGAUGUCUGUCCACGUUGACCGAGGCGGACCAGAACAAAUGCAAAAGCGAUACCGAUGAAACAUGCUUCACCUGCGAGAAUGGGGAUGGGUGUAACGCACUCAACUGGCUCAAGUGUCAUCAAUGCAAAGAGACGGAAACAACGACCUGCGCCGAGGUGCAGGAUGACAACAAUGCUGGAUUUUGCAGCGCCUACAGAGAUUCUAAUCAGUGCUUCGAACGCUUGGAAAGUGGCAACAUGGUUCGUGGAUGCGUGAGUGAUCUAACAACGCCCGGCAAUCCCUGCACGGAUAAUUCCCAUUGUCGAUUCUGCACAUCCGAUGGCUGCAAUAAGGAUGCUUCCGCUACUCUACUAAUUGAGGAACGAUGUCUUCAGUGUAUCACCAGUGAUGAUACUGAUGGUAGCUGUCUAUUGGGAACGGCGACCAGCCAACUGUGUGCCAAAGACUCACAAAACAAAUGCUUCUCAAAGACUGAUAAAGAGGGCGUUCUGACUCGUGGCUGCUAUGGAGACUUAACGGCAGAUGAAAUCAGUGAUUGCACCGGAAAGACAUGCUCAAUAUGUGUAGAAGAUAGCUGCAACCAAAAUAUCUUCCCAACGGAUCGGCUCCGGUGCUAUCAAUGCAAAACGACUGAGAACGAAAAGUCCUGCUCUGAAACACUGGCCGGGGAUUCUUUGUCCAGCCUAUGUGCAAUCUACAAAGACGGUGACCAGUGUUAUUCUCGAAUAACUGAUGAAACUUUCGAGCGAGGAUGUCAGUCCAGCCUGACGGCAGCCGCAUGCGAAGACCUGACAGCGAACCAAUGCCAGCUUUGUGCCAGCACGAACUGCAACAUCAUUUCCGAAGAUGAUUUGAAGGGAUCUGCAGGGCAUAAAGCCAUCAGUUCGAUAUUGAUGGCAGCAGCAGUGGUGACUUUUGCCGUGUUUAAAUAAAUUAAGUCAAAUACCUAUGUGAUAUAAAAGCUAGACCUGUGCGCCGCCGCCGUCGACAUUAAUUGACGUACGCCGACGCCGGUCAAGGUGUCGGCGGCGCGCCAUACGCCGGUUGGCUCCACGCCGCCGAAUUUCGUAUUUCACGCCGAUGUUUGGCCAACACAAAAAUCACAUAGUGCGUUCACAUCUGCCGAACUAAGGCAACCUAUCAAACAUUAAUUAAAAAGCUA
Molecule: messenger RNA, 9732 nt
Organism: Armigeres subalbatus
Lineage: Eukaryota; Metazoa; Arthropoda; Insecta; Diptera; Culicidae
Product: extracellular matrix protein A-like
Exons: 25
Coding region: 185-9502 (3105 amino acids)
Source: RefSeq, a predicted model, not a curated record